AUGGAAUCUGAGGAGACUCGCGACCGAAAGCCACGACCCGAAGUUCCACAAUUGUCUGCUCCACUCAGUAGUACCAUUGAGGAUACUGGUGACUCAUUGCAUCUCGUCGACCAUGUCACGAAACGCUCAAAACACGCGCAUGUCAGCGAAGGCCAUGGUUACACACCAGAACCAUUGAACACAUUCAUUCGAGAGGCCAUGGAGACCUGCGAAGGAGACUCACAAUUCCUCCCACUCAACUGUUUGGACGAGGUCGUGACUAUCCCUAACAUUUGUCGGGAGCUCGAGUUAUCAAGUCCGAAUUUCGACUUGCAUUCGACUGCACUCCAGGUGUGGAAUUGCAAAACCUUGAGUAAUGGUGAAAUCACCACCCGGAGAAAGCUUUUCGUCAUUCUAUGUUUGAUGGAAAGGGCGCAGGAAAUCCAAGAAUUCAUCGAAGAGGGAAUUUAUGAUGCUGACCUGCCGUUCGAUUUCGAGCAAUUCGAAGGUAUUUGUCGAUCUAAACGACCGAUUAAACUCUUUACGAGUAAGAGCUGGAGACCGCAAGACAUAGAUUGCUUCAAGAUAUACCAAGGUCAAGUUACAUCACCGUACUUCAAGCUCAGCAACAGUACCAAACCGGGGUUCCUAGAGUACAAGCUGCAUCCAUGCGUCAAGCUGCCGUUCGUCGACAAUGAGAUCAAGCCUAGCACUGCUGAGAAUCCAGAGCUUCAGUCAGCGAUACGCCGAGAAGGAGGUUACUCCUUUGUACGUAAAGUCGUUAUACACUCGGCACAUUACGACCACAUCCGAGUCUCGGUGAGUCAACCAUUAGAAUUUGAUACAUCAAAGGCUGAUAUUGUCAAGACGGAUCAUUGUACCUCAGAGAAGAUGUGUUUCGCGGUCAAGGAGCUACGGAAACGCGACAAUGCAACGAACGACCAGAGUCACGAACUGGAUCGCGAGACUACGGCCUACAAGUACCUCAACGGCAGACGGCAUCCUCACAUAAUCCAGCUUCUAGCCACCUUUACACAACGAGGUCAUCUCAGCAUGAUCUUCCCAUGGGCUGACGGUAAUCUGUUGGAGUUCUGGCAGACUCACUACCCUGAGGUAUCCGGUCUUCCACGGAAUGCGGAUCUGGCGGAAUGGAUGACCGGACAACUCCUGGGCCUCGCAAAAGCUAUACGUUGUAUCCACCACUCCGAGGUCGAAGAAAUCGCCAGUUACGACGCUCCGGACCGGUCGAAGACGCACGGAAGGCAUGGAGACAUCAAACCAGAAAACAUGCUUUGGUUCAAGUGUAGCUGUGGCGGGUCUCAUUCACAUCGGCAAGGCAAAAUCGUAAUAUCGGACCUUGGAUCUACCGAAUUUCACGCUACACGUUCAAAAACGAUACCAGCAGAAGCAGCAGGCGGCUUUACACACACCUACAGGGCGCCGGAGUUCGACAAGACAAAGCGAGUAGCCCCUAAAGCCGAUAUCUGGUCGUUCGGUUGCGUGGUGUUGCAAUUCCUUGUCUGGUAUGUCCGUGGCUGGGAUGGGGUGAGUAGUUUCGCGCAAGCUCGAUCAGACGACUCGAACCUGAACUUCCACGCGGAUCAUUUCUUCAAUCUCGUUCUCAAAGACGAUGAUCAUAGCGAUGAUAUAGUGGUAGUGAAAGCCUCGGUCAUACAAGUGAGCAUAUCAUAUCCCUAUGCCAAGUCAGUUCACUGA
This is a messenger RNA of Alternaria arbusti, 1695 nucleotides long. RefSeq lists its product as uncharacterized. The transcript has a single exon. The record is from RefSeq and is a predicted model, not a curated record. NCBI's taxonomy places the organism in Eukaryota, Fungi, Ascomycota, Dothideomycetes, Pleosporales, Pleosporaceae. Gene Ontology annotation, biological process: peptidyl-threonine phosphorylation; peptidyl-serine phosphorylation. Gene Ontology annotation, molecular function: ATP binding; protein serine/threonine kinase activity. Bases 1 to 1695 code for a protein of 564 amino acids.